Nipponia nippon (crested ibis) is the source of this 1148-nucleotide messenger RNA. RefSeq names its product mitochondrial ribosomal protein L15 (gene MRPL15). Gene Ontology annotation, cellular component: mitochondrial large ribosomal subunit. The record is from RefSeq and is a predicted model, not a curated record. Gene Ontology annotation, molecular function: structural constituent of ribosome. NCBI's taxonomy places the organism in Eukaryota, Metazoa, Chordata, Aves, Pelecaniformes, Threskiornithidae. Gene Ontology annotation, biological process: translation.
CGCCCUUGGGAGGUGAUCGGACAUGAGCGGGAAUGGCGGGAGCAAGGCCCUGGAGCUGCUGCGGUCGCUGCCCAGGGUCAGUCUGGCCAACCUAAGGCCCAGCCCAGGCUCCAAAAAGCGGGAGAGAAGACGUGGCCGUGGAAGAUAUGGAGGUAGGAAGUGUGGUCGAGGUCACAAAGGAGAAAGACAAAGAGGAAAUCGCCCCCGAUUAGGCUUUGAGGGUGGUCAAACUCCAUUUUACCUGGCCAUACCAAAAUAUGGGUUUAAUGAGGGACAUAGCCUCAGACGUCAGUAUCAACCGCUGAGUCUUCAGAGGCUGCAGUACCUGAUUGAUUUGGGUAGAGUUGACCCCACGCAACCAAUUGACUUAACACAGCUCACUAAUGCCAGAGGUGUAACAGUGCAACCUCUCAAAAGGGAUUAUGGUGUCCAGCUGGUGGAGGAGGGUGCUGAUAUCUUUUCUGCAAAAGUAAAUAUUGAAGUGCAGAGGGCGUCUGAAUUAGCAAUUGCAACCAUAGAAAAAAAUGGAGGUGUUGUAACAACAUCGUUCUAUGAUCCAAGGAGUUUGGAAAUUUUGUGUAAGCCAGUAGUAUUUUUUCUGCGUGGUCAGCCCAUUCCAAAGCGAAUGCUUCCACCCGAAGAUCUAGUCCGUUACUACACGGAUGCCAGGAAUCGUGGGUACCUGGCAGAUCCAUCUAAGGUUGCAGAAGCCAGGCUUGAACUUGCCAAGAAAUAUGGUUAUGUCUUACCAGACAUAACUAAGGAUGAACUCUUCAAAAUGUUAAGCGCACGCAAGGAUCCGAGACAGAUAUUUUUUGGUCUUGCUCCAGGAUGGAUCGUAAACAUGGCAGACAAGAAAAUUCUCAAGCCAACUGAUGAGAGGCUGUUAAAAUACUAUAGCUCAUGAAUCCAGGACUGGAGACAACUGCAGGUGUACAGGAAACAUCUGGGUAUGAAAUAAUGGAUACAAAGUGGUGUUUGUUUUUUUUAAGACUCCUGUUAUACUAGACAAAACAUAAAUUUUUGUUUAUGUAAUCUUCUGGUGUAGCUCUCAACUUUUUAUUGUCAUAAUACAGCGUAUGAAAAGUAUUAACAUUUGGAAACAAUGUGGAGUCUGACAUAAAGUGUGUGUUCAGACACUUUCUCUU